Molecule: messenger RNA, 4569 nt
Organism: Kwoniella shivajii
Lineage: Eukaryota; Fungi; Basidiomycota; Tremellomycetes; Tremellales; Cryptococcaceae
Exons: 2
Coding region: 1-4569 (1522 amino acids)
Biological process (GO): regulation of DNA-templated transcription
Cellular component (GO): Set3 complex; Rpd3L-Expanded complex
Source: RefSeq, a predicted model, not a curated record
AUGGAACCUUCAGCGGAAGCUGGUCCCUCGCGACUAUCUCCUCGUUUGUCAUCUCCAAUAGCGACCACAUCAUCUGCCGACAUCGUAAUGGAGGACUUGUCGACUUCAGCUCCCUUGGAUGAGAUACAGCCAGUUGGAGGAGAACCAGAUGACGCUGUGGCGUUAUUACUUAAUAUAGCAGCAUCGAUGGAUGGACCAUCUACAUUACCUCCUAAACCCGAAUCGAUGGAGAUGAUAAUGGAUGAACAAACAUCGUUGACAGAAAAGCCAAUAACGAUACCUCCAGAUACGCAUAAUUAUCCUUAUACACCACCGGAAGACUCAAAUGAUCAAACCCAAAGUCAGACACACCACCAUGAUCUAAAUCAAGAUCAAGAUCCAUCUACAACAAUACCACCUCCUUUUGCUUCUCUCACAAACCCUAUACCAUCCACUUCCAUAUCCACUUCCAUACAUGCAGAUACACCUUCACCUUCAGCUCGUCCUCCUACACCGUCACGUACAAGUCCAGAUCCACCUACGAAACCUAAAGGAAAGCGAAAGCGAAAUACUACCGUUGGAUCGUCACGUCGAGCAUCGGUCGAACGUCCACCGCAUUGGUUAGGGGAAGAUAACACUAUUAUUAGAUGUAUAUGCGGAAUAACGGAAGAUGAUGGAUUCACUAUACAAUGUGAAGGAUGCGGGUCAUGGGAACAUGGAUUAUGUUUCAAUUACAUGGAUGAAGCGUCCGCGCCAGAUCAGUAUUUUUGUGAGCUGUGCAAACCUCGACCGUUCGACGCUGUCAAAGCAAGAGAACUGCAGCACAUGGUACAAGACGAACAAAGAAGAGUGAGAGAAGCAGCUAUUGUGCAAGGAGCACCGAUAGCGGAGAAAGAGAAGCCAAGGAAUAAGAAUGCAAAAUCAAAGAGGGCUAGGUUAGAAAGUGUAUUGAUCGAAAAUCAAUCGGAAAAUAGAGAUGGAGGUGGUAAAGAAGAAUCUCCAGGCGUCAUGGGUCCACCGCCGACGAUAAAACCAAAACGCAAACAACCAGGUCCAAAACCUCGUAUCAAGCAACCUACCAUGGAUUCGACACCUGGUCCAUCUUCUAAAGAACAAGUUCAACAGAUCCAACCGAUUCUCGAAGAACCAGAAGACGAGUAUUUCCGCGUAGAACCUUGGGCUUUGGAAUACACACCAAUCAAGGAGAAUAUCGUCCGUGGUAUCGCCGCAAGACAAACAAUGAGGAAUGUUUACAAGGAAUGGGUAGACGCUGAAGAAGAAUUAAUUGCUGCGAAAAGUAGAGCAGUGCAUAAUCCUUCUGGUUUACCUUCACCUACUGAAAGCGGCGUAUUACGCUUAUCGCCAGACAACCUCUUCCCUCCGCCUGAUUUUCACAUCUUAGCUCCUCCUGUUCCACCUGUCUUCCUUUCGGGUCCCGAUCUUGAAUUACUCGCUUCUCCAACAUCGAUACAAGCAGUUGAAGACGCUCCCUCGUUUUUACCUCUUACCUACGCGGAGAACAUAUCAAAGCAUGGAGUGUACACCAGACCGACAAUCUACAGUGUAUAUGCCGAGGAACCAAUCACGUUUGGAUCAUUCAUAGGUGAAUUCAAAGGAGAGGUUGUCGAUUGUGAAUCUUAUCGAAAAGAUCCAAUCAAUCAAUACUCAUCACUUGGAUUGCCGAAACCGCACGUUAGAAGUAUUGGUCCACCUGUCAAUCUGAUGAUCGAUGCUAGGGGGUAUGGGAAUGAUUUGCGAUUUGUCAGAAGUGGUUGUCAUCCAAAUGCCGUUCUUCGACCUUUAUUAUGGAGAAGUUCGGAACAUGAAUCACCCAAAUUGAAACUCGGACUUUUCGCUUCGAAAGACAUUGGUAAAAGAGAUGAAGUGGUUUUGGGUUGGGAAUGGGACGAUCAACAUGUUGUUCAUUCGUUAAGAUCAAUCAUCCAUGCGGCAAUGCUGUCUGAUGGUUCAUUGGCUUCACCUAGUUUUUCAACAUCUUCAAACAAAAUUAUUAAUCAGCUUUCAGACAAAAUCGACUCUGUUCUCACUCAUAUCUUCGGAACUUUCACUUCUUGUGCUUGUGUGGUCCCAGGAACAUGCGCCUUAGCUCAAAUGGGCCAACUUGUAGAACCAAAAUUGAUGCAAGGACAAAAUCAAUCUCGUGAAAAUGGUAGAAAGAAGAUGAGAGUUGACCUGGGUGAAUUAGUUGGAGCCGUAAGAGGUUGGAGAAGAAGGGAGUUGGAGAGCGCUGAAAUGAAGAAAUGGAGGUCGUCAAAAGGUUUCGAUCUGGGGUUGAUCCGGAUGAGCUCGAGGACUUCCGAAGCUCGAUCGGAGGAUCAUCGACAGGAUGAAGAUAGCUCUGAUCGUGUAGGUGAAGACUCAAUGGAUCAAGAUGUUGAAGAAGAAGACGAGACUGAGAAUGAGAAUUCCGAACAAAGGGAAGCGGAGGGACCGAUUAGGUUGGGGAAUCUAGGAGUAGCAGAAGUUCGCAUGGAAGUGGAAGAAGAAGCAGCACCUCCAUCAGAUCCCGUAACGGAGACUGAACUCGUUUCUGUGCCGCUUCCAUCUGCAGCUCUGACUACUCAACAACUUGUCGAAGGAUCCUCGCCCCUUACUCAAACAGUGAAGAUUUCAACUCCAAUCAAGACCAACGCCAAUGAUAUCGUUUCGCCGAUCCUGAAAACUCAUACUCCAGCUUCGCUCUCACCGAAAACUCCAAAGGUCGAAAGACAGAAUUCAUCUUCAUCGCUAUCGUCCGCAAUAUCAUCUGUUAAACCUUCCUUAAUCAAUGGCGCUGACUCUGGCUCUGCUUCUGGUUCGGACUCAGAAUCAGACGCGACGACAGCUACGAUACCGAGAUCUCAUUUCUCGGAAUCAGAGUCCGAGAUGACAGAAGAAGAUGAAGAAGAUCAAGCAGCUCAAUCUUCACCUAGUAAACGUCAAAAGGUCAAUGUGCUCGUGGCUGCUCGUAAAUCUCGUAGGGUACUUUCACCCGUCAUUGAAUCCUCGAAAAUACUGAAUGGAGACAGAGAAAGAGAUCAUGAAUUGUCAGAUGAUGAUAGGGAUGAAAUGGUAAUCAAGAAGCCUAUCAAGAGAAAAUCGAAGAUUAUCAAAAGUAGUCCACCUAAGUCAAUUUCGAAAAGGAGAAACGCCCCCUCCAAGGUAAGACAUAUUUUUGCCCCGACAGCGAAGCGAGAGGAUUUUGAAACACACUUUGCCAAGAAAAACGCUACUAGAAGGAUUGCAUCCGAAUCUGCAUCUGAGUCUGAUAUUGGUGCCGAUGUGCCAUCCGAUCAAGAUCAAAAACAAGAUGACAAAAUGGAAGUAGACGAAAGUGCACAAGGUUCCGAAGGCGAAGCUGGACCGACGACGGCAUCAUCGAAGAAAAAGGACAUCGUAUCUUCACCUAAAUCUGGAAAAUCAGUAAAAUUGGAGAAGUUGGACACAAUACGAUUACCUACAAAUUCCAUAGAAGAGACUAGAGCUGUCGUUCCAGAUCAGGUUACAGCUCCACUGUCUUCAGCCGUGGAAAUGACAGAUGCCUCCAUUCCAGAUCCUGAGAUUCUUCCUCCAGUUGUAAGUCAACCUGUCCUCGAAACAACUCGAGAACCUACUCCACCACCUAAAGAGCCCACGCCUCCUCCGAAAGAACCGUCUCGACCACCUGAACCACCAAAGAAAGUAAGUCUAUCCGAAUAUCUCAAAAAUCAUAAGAUACGGAAAGAAUCAAAAACUCCAAUCAGCGAAGAUGCUUUUGCGAAAGCCGAUCCCAUACCCACUCCAGGUCCUUCGACAACAGUUAAAACAGCGCCAGCAAUGGGAGCUGAUACAAUCAACGAUAUACCUGGAUUCGGUAAUAUACCUUCAAGUACUUCACCUGUGAAAUCGCAAAUACCUGAAACACCAACUUUAGGUGGCAGAUUGAAUCUACUGGAACAUUUACCUUCUUCAUCAAAAUCGACUAUCGUUUUUACACCUGCUACUGAAACUCCGCGUCAAACACCGGCCACUCCAGCAGCGCCUACGAUGACGACGACUUCUAGUUAUGCACCAAGAAGUGUCAGUGCUGGAUUGACCUCCGACUAUUUCCCCACUCAGCCUAUCCCUACUGCAACUCCUUCAACUACGACGGGCUUGACUUCAACUUCGAGUUCAAACCCAUUCAUUCCCAGAAUCAGUUCAAGUUAUACGCCUCGUCAAGCUUCAGGUGUUUCAACAGAUGAAUCUGGCUAUGUGCCUAGAUCAAGUAUUUCAGAAGAAUCAUAUUCGAAUGCUAAUCUGAAUAUAAAAUCACCGAUUGAAAUGCCACCUCCGUUACCUAUGAGAGAACCACCACCUCAUACGCCGACAUCAUCAAAUACGACUCUGAAUCCAAAUCCGACCACACCAUCGAGUGCACCUAGGGCACCUCCCACCGGACCAAAAGUACCUCCAACUGGACCGAGAGGAUUGGCAGGGUUAGGAACUCCAACUGGACCUCCUGGAUCGACAGCUGCGACUAGGGGUUUCGGAGGUGAAAGGGGAAGAGGUUUCGGUAGAGGUUUAUGGAGAGGUAGAGGUGGUUUCAGAGGCGGUUGGAGGGGCAACUAA